Messenger RNA from Saccostrea cuccullata (small rock oyster), 1359 nucleotides. Its product is annotated as inhibitor of apoptosis protein-like. Lineage: Eukaryota; Metazoa; Mollusca; Bivalvia; Ostreida; Ostreidae. The transcript has 4 exons. The record is from RefSeq and is a predicted model, not a curated record. Gene Ontology annotation, cellular component: nucleus; cytoplasm. Bases 79 to 1218 code for a protein of 379 amino acids.
CCUGUUUUCCGUAGAAAUGAUCUCGAAUACUCGUUUCAACAAAUUUUGAAUGGUACACCCUAUCUAUCGAGUGAGGUUAUGAGAUUUGAACAUCAUCGUUUGAGUUCAUUUGCAAAUUAUACCAGCAGUGAUAUACCAAGCGUACUGCUGAUGGCUAAGGCCGGGUGGUAUGCUACAGGAAAUGGAAUGGAAACAAAAACAUUCUGUUGUAUGAUAACUCAUACUGCUUGGAGAAAAGAAGACGAUCCAUUUCAUGUGCACAAAGAUCUUUAUUACGAAUGUGCAUUUAUUCUGGGUUCAAAUUUGGAUCAUGUAUCAAUUCAGAGAGAAAAUCCUGAUUGUCAACGACGUAAUUCCGAUACCAACAAUUCAAAUCUUUCUGAAAUUUCGACGAGGAUGCAAAACAUGGAAAUUGUUUCAUCUAAGCCAAAAGAAGAUGAACGAGUAGAGGAGGAACAUUUAGUAAAUGAAUUUAAAAUUGACAGGCCUUCAAAGUUAUCCUCGAAAUUAACUCGAAACACAUCCACAGCCUGGAGUAUUGACUGUCCUUCUCGAUCAUUAUCAGCAAACAGAGGAGUAGACAACUUUUCUCGAAACUUACCCGUUUGUGAUAUAAACCGCAAGACAGAAGAAUCUGCAUUAAAUGAAGUCAGAUCAUUUGAAAACGAUAAAAGUAAUAGAAAAAUAGAAUUUACAGAUAGCGGAGACGGUUCCAAACACGUUUUACACGAGCCGGUACUACCACCCUUAGAUUUCGCGAAACCAAAACAUAUCGAAUAUUCCACGGUGGGGAUAAGAAUGUCCUCUUUCAGUGGUUUUCCCAUUACUAGUAGAAAGACAGCAAAAGAGUUUGCAGUGGGCGGAUUCUACUACAGAGGAUUUGGUGAUAGAACCACUUGUUUUCAGUGUGGAAUUAGUUUGCAAGGAUGGAGUGUAGAUGAUGAUAUAUUUGUAGAACAUGUCCGUUACAAUCCAUUAUGUCAAUACAUGAGGCGAUUGAAGGGUGAUGAUUUCAUAAAACUAGUUAUGACAGCAACUGAAAACCCCCAGACACCACCUUCUCUUUCAAGUUUGAGGGGCGAUAAAACAUCACCUCAGAAUUCUUCUGCAAAAGAUAUAGCCAGAAAACUUAAAGAAAUGGGAUUUUCCAAAAAUGCAAUAUCUGCAGCUUUAAACAUAGUUGCAACAAAAAAUGGACGUUCUGGAUGUCGUUGUUGAAAAUACAGACAUCGAACAUAGAAAUUCAGUGAACACAUCAAUUACAUCAACAGAGCAAGAAGAAAAUGAAGAACAUUGUAAUUCACGAGAUAAUCUUUCAAAUGCUUGUUUUUCUGAAAGUACAUCGACUAGUUUUUCAAC